AUGUUCCGCGGACACCGCGCUUGGUUCUCGCAGAGCGUCAGCCCGGGCCCGCGGGGGCUCUGGGCCGAUGGCGGCGGGACCAUUGCCCACUGGCUGGAUGCUGACUACCUGUUCAGCAGCGAUGCUGCCCACCCCGACACCCGCAGCAUACACGAGAGCCUCAGUUACCUGGAGGGCAAAGCCACAGUCUUUCACUCCCGUUACCUCUCAGUGUGUGCGAGCACCGGAGCUGCAGAGAGGCCCUCGGUGGUUCUGGGCCACUUCAUCCUGCCCCCUGCCUGCCUGCAUGAAGAAAUCAGAAGGAAAAUUGGCCGGUUUAUUUGGGAGAAGGCAGAUGCCCCUGAAGAACAGCCCAAGGAAAAUCCAACAGAGGAACCAGAAGCAGCAAGAAAUAGCUGUGAAGAAGAAUCAGAGGAGGAAGUGCUAGACCUGGCUGAGAGCACUGAAGAAACAGAGUCUGAAGCACCCACCCAGGGAGAAUUUCCAUGCCGUGCCCUCCAGGAAUACCCAAUAAAUAACAUGGUGACAGGCUAUGCCUCUGCACGGGACAUGAAGAAAUAUGAGGGGGAACUCCACGACUUCAUCCCUGGCACCUCAGGCUAUGCAGUGUACUGGGUUCAAAGCAAAUGCAGCAUUUACUGUGAGAAGGCCAAAAUGAAGAGGAAAUGGUAA
Molecule: messenger RNA, 672 nt
Organism: Melospiza georgiana
Lineage: Eukaryota; Metazoa; Chordata; Aves; Passeriformes; Passerellidae
Gene: TERB2
Product: telomere repeat binding bouquet formation protein 2
Exons: 7
Coding region: 1-672 (223 amino acids)
Biological process (GO): homologous chromosome pairing at meiosis; meiotic attachment of telomere to nuclear envelope
Cellular component (GO): nuclear inner membrane
Source: RefSeq, a predicted model, not a curated record